UGGCGUCAGUUGGGACAGCCCCUCUUAGCAGGGGAGCUAGCAUCCUGCAUUAGCAUAGCAUAGUCAUGCCCCGCUGCUUUUUCUGUUUGUCAAACCUGGAGAGAUUUGACCCCAGGAGGGUUCUUAGAGCUGCUUUAACUCUGGAUGCCGGCAGGAAAAAGGACCUCAGCGACUAACCUCUAGAUUCAGAGACGUUUUUUUUUUAAACCCCGUUCUCCAAUUUGUGAUUAUGCUCAUCUAUUUAUGGGACUAAUCGGGAAUCUGGUUGGAAAAGUAUCUGUAAUCCGUCAUAGUUUAAUAAUAGGAAACCAAUACAAGAUAAUCAUGUCCAGACGACUUCACGCAAACAGAACUGUUGGCGUUGAUAAAAAUGUUUGGGUUGAGUUCACACAGCUAGCUGCAGACUACAAGGCAGUGAACCUGGGUCAGGGCUUCCCUGACUUCUCUCCUCCACAGUUCAUUCAGGAUGCUUUCUGUAAAGCUGUGAGCGGAGGACCCUCAAUGCACCAGUAUACUAGAGCUUUUGGUCAUCCUCGUCUCGUAAAAAGCCUCGCCAAAUUUUUCAGCAACAUCAUGGGGCAGGAGAUUGAUCCGUUCGAAGACAUCUUGGUGACAGUUGGAGCAUAUCAGGCCCUCUUCUGUGCAUUUCAGGCUCUGAUUGAUGAUGGCGAUGAGGUCAUAAUCGUUGAGCCGUUCUUUGACUGCUACCAGCCGAUGGUGCUGAUGGCUGGAGGGAAUGCAGUGUAUGUUCCUCUGAGACCAAAAGAGGGCAGCACCGUCCUGUCGAGUGGAGACUGGGUUCUUUCUGCUGAGGAACUGUCCAGUAAAAUCACUCCCCACACUAAAGCCAUUGUCAUUAACACUCCCAACAACCCUUUAGGCAAGGUUUACCAGCUGGAGGAGCUCCAGAUGAUCGCCGAUUUGUGUCUUAAACACGAUCUGCUGUGCUUCAGCGAUGAAGUGUACGAGUGGCUCACCUACGACGGAGCCAAACACAUAAAGAUCGCCAGUCUUCCUGGGAUGUGGGAACGGACCGUAACAGUCGGCAGCGCCGGGAAAACCUUUAGUGCUACUGGCUGGAAGGUUGGCUGGGCCAUAAGUUCUGGACAUAUUGUCAAACACAUGAAAAUCGUCCAUCAGAACUCCGUUUACCACUGUGCAACAGCAGCUCAGGAGGCCGUAGCUGCUGGCUUUGAGAGGGAGUACGAGCUUUUCGGGACUCCAGAGAGCUACUUCCAGCAGCUUCCCGCCAUGCUGCACCACAAGAGACAGAAGCUGGCCUCGUGCCUGCUGAGCGUUGGCCUGCAGCCCAUCAUGCCUGAGGGAGGAUAUUUUAUGAUCACAGACAUCUCCUCCGUCAAAGUGGACCUGAAUGAUGAGAGCACCAAGGAUGAAUCGUACGACUUUAGAUUUGUCAAAUGGCUGAUUAAAGAAAAGGGUUUAGCGACAAUCCCAGUCUCGGCUUUCUUUAGUCCAGAGCACAGCAAGGAGUUUGACAAAUACAUCCGCUUCUGUUUUGUUAAGGAGGACUCCACCCUGGACGCAGCGGAGGACAUUCUGAGAAAAUGGAGUCAAAAGAAGUAAAACAAGCCAUCUAUUAUUAUUUGACCCAUCAAACUAACUUCUUCAUCCUCCUCAGGAAAAUCAUCAAGACUAUUCAGUGUUUUUUUUUUUUUGUUUAUCCCCAGUAUUAGAAUAUCAUAUUAUAUACUUGAAAUAAUUAUAUAUUGAUGGUAGGAAUAAUUGUCUUGCCUCAAAAUGU
Messenger RNA from Nematolebias whitei (Rio pearlfish), 1762 nucleotides. It is a transcript of the gene kyat1, whose product is annotated as kynurenine aminotransferase 1. Lineage: Eukaryota; Metazoa; Chordata; Actinopteri; Cyprinodontiformes; Rivulidae. The coding region runs from base 244 to 1584 and encodes 446 amino acids. The transcript is spliced from 14 exons. The record is from RefSeq and is a predicted model, not a curated record. Gene Ontology annotation, molecular function: L-kynurenine:2-oxoglutarate transaminase activity; pyridoxal phosphate binding. Gene Ontology annotation, cellular component: mitochondrion; cytoplasm. Gene Ontology annotation, biological process: biosynthetic process.